CCCCGCCCCACACUGCACCCCUCCGCCCCCCGCAGGCUUUUCGAACACGUGGACGAGGCUCUGCUGCGGCGCUCCCCGUUCGCGGAGCUGCUGGCGCUGCUGGACAACUACGAGGCGCAGUGCGGGGUGGAGGAGGAGCCGACGGCCGAGGAACAGCGCGAGGAGCAGCGGUUCCUCGACGCCGUGCUCAACACCGACGUGAUGGAGGAGCUGCUGCAGAGCGGGCUGUGGGGCUCCCGCUCGGCGCUGCGCGCAGCCCUGCAGCAGCUCUGGUUCGGCCGCUACUCGCGAUCCGGGGGAGCCGCCUUGGAUUCGUCUGGGUUCGAGCACGUCUUCGUCGGUGAGAUCAAGAACAGCCGCGUGUCGGGCUGCCACUCGUGGGUGCAGCUGCAGCAGCUGGAGCGCAGCGGGCGCCUGAAUUACCUGAGCUACAGCUACGACGGGCCGUGGCGGCGCUUCCCCGACGUGCUGGCGCUGCAGUUCCGCUGGGCGGGGCACCUGAAGCCGCUGGGCUCCACGUUCCUGGGCUCCAGCCCCGCCUUCGACAUGGCGCUCUACACCCUGUGUCACGUGACGCGGCCCGGCGCGCUCUGCAACGUGACGCUGGCCGGCCACGCAGCGGCGGUGCAGACCCACAGCUGGGCCGGAGCUGGGCAGCAGUUCAUCGCCUCCGCCUACCCUGUCAGCCCCUGAGCCCCACGGAUCCGCUGCCCCACGGAUACAGCGCCCCAUAGAUCUGCUGCCCCAUAGAUACAGCGCCCCAUAGAUACAGCGCCCCAUAGAUCUGCUGCCCC
Molecule: messenger RNA, 794 nt
Organism: Phasianus colchicus (ring-necked pheasant)
Lineage: Eukaryota; Metazoa; Chordata; Aves; Galliformes; Phasianidae
Product: uridylate-specific endoribonuclease A-like
Molecular function (GO): RNA endonuclease activity
Source: RefSeq, a predicted model, not a curated record